Epithele typhae is the source of this 546-nucleotide messenger RNA. Its product is annotated as autophagy-related protein. NCBI's taxonomy places the organism in Eukaryota, Fungi, Basidiomycota, Agaricomycetes, Polyporales, Epitheliaceae. The record is from RefSeq and is a predicted model, not a curated record. The transcript has 7 exons. Gene Ontology annotation, cellular component: phagophore assembly site. The coding region runs from base 1 to 546 and encodes 181 amino acids. Gene Ontology annotation, biological process: autophagosome assembly; autophagy.
AUGAACGCCGCGUACCCCACGAUCACCAUCGACCUCGUCCUCGACCGGCUGCAGACGCGGGAGGUCCUGCGCGCCGUCCUCCACGCCGUCCUCUUCCACCGGCUGUUCGGGACCGUGCGCCCGCGGACGUUCGAGGUGCUGGACGUGACGAUGCCCGGGGUCGACGACGAUGGAAUGCGACAGCGGAUCGAGGACACCGUUGGGGCGUUUUGGAAAGGCGUGGAGGGCGAUGCGAAUAAACGUGGCCAGAUUAUGGUGACCUUCUCGGAGAAGCGGCAACGGAAGACGUGGUUUAUCAUGGGCGAGGAAGAGGUUCCCUGGGAACAAUGGAUCAUAAAUGCCGAGAUCCGCCAGCCGUCAGAGAAAGAUCGGCAGAGGUUCAACGCGGACCUAGCAGGGACGCUGACGAAGAGCCUGCAUACGAUGCUCGCGCACGCGUCGUCGGAGCGUGGGCGGGCGGCGGUGCCGCUCAUAACGGACGCGUCGAGCAUCUCGCCGUUCCCCAUCAAGAUGGCGGUCAAGGUCGGCGGCGUCGAGGUCGCGUGA